UUUCCUAAUUUAAAUGUAAUUCUGAGAAUUUAUUUAACCCUUCCGGUAAGCAAUGCAAGUGGUGAAAGAUCAUUUUCAGUAAUGGGUAAAAUAAAGAAUUUUUUAAGAUCCACGUUGGGCCAACAAAAAUUAAAUAGCUUAUCAUUACUUUAUAUAGAA
Messenger RNA from Helobdella robusta, 159 nucleotides. RefSeq lists its product as hypothetical. Gene Ontology annotation, molecular function: protein dimerization activity. The transcript has a single exon. The record is from RefSeq and is a predicted model, not a curated record. The annotation marks the transcript as partial. Lineage: Eukaryota; Metazoa; Annelida; Clitellata; Rhynchobdellida; Glossiphoniidae.